This is a messenger RNA of Enhydra lutris kenyoni (northern sea otter), 1011 nucleotides long. RefSeq names its product cytochrome c oxidase assembly protein COX11, mitochondrial. Gene Ontology annotation, molecular function: copper ion binding. Gene Ontology annotation, cellular component: mitochondrial inner membrane. NCBI's taxonomy places the organism in Eukaryota, Metazoa, Chordata, Mammalia, Carnivora, Mustelidae. The transcript is spliced from 4 exons. Bases 34 to 882 code for a protein of 282 amino acids. The record is from RefSeq and is a predicted model, not a curated record.
CCAGGCAUCGCGAGAUCUGUCUUCUCGUCUCCGAUGCCAGGAGCUCUCGGCGCUAUGGGAGGACUCUGGCGUGGGGCAUGGAGGCGCGUUACCUUCUGUGGCUGGCGCUGGAGUCACCCUGGGUCCCCGACCAAAGUUGCCGAGAGCGCAGAGCCGUUUCUCAGGCCGGGAAGGAGUGGGACAGGAAGUGCUGAGAGGGGGCUGAGGCGGCUUGGGACAUGGAGGCGCCCGAACCCGGGCCCAGACCUGGCCCUGCAGCCGCCAUGGCGGCCGAAGAGCACGAACCCUUUCACGCGCGCGCAGGAGGAGGACUGGCGGCGUCGGAACAAGACGGUCCUCACGUACGUGGCCGCCGCCGCCGUGGGCAUGCUGGGGGCGUCCUACGCCGCCGUGCCCCUUUAUCGGCUCUAUUGCCAGACUACUGGUCUUGGAGGAUCAGCAGUAGCAGGUCAUGCAUCAGACCAGAUUGAAAACAUGGUGCCUGUUAAGGAUCGAAUUAUUAAAGUCACCUUUAAUGCAGAUGUGCAUGCAAGUCUCCAGUGGAAUUUUAGACCGCAGCAAACAGAAAUAUAUGUAGUGCCAGGAGAGACUGCACUGGCGUUUUAUAAAGCUAAGAAUCCUACAGACAAACCAGUAAUUGGAAUUUCUACAUACAAUGUUGUACCAUUUGAAGCUGGACAGUAUUUCAAUAAAAUACAGUGCUUCUGUUUUGAGGAACAAAGGCUUAAUCCACAAGAAGAAGUAGAUAUGCCAGUGUUUUUCUACAUUGAUCCUGAAUUUGCUGAAGAUCCAAGAAUGGUGAAUGUUGAUCUCAUCACUCUUUCCUACACUUUCUUUGAAGCAAAGGAGGGACAGCAGUUGCCGGUUCCAGGCUAUAAUUGAAGUUAGCACCUAAGUCCUGCUUCAGAUUUGUGAUUUUUGAAAAAUCAUGUAUCUACUCUUCUCAGGGGAGAAAUAUCCUACAGUAAUGUGAAGCUAUUUUAAAUAUUAUUUAAUGCUGUUUUUUUUUUU